UUUAGAUGGAGAAGAUGGGGUUGUUAGGGGGAGAUAGUGCUUUGUUUUUAUGGUUUUUAGUUAUUUUUUUGGUGUUGGAAGAGAGAGUAUCGAUAAAAUUUUAUAAAAAAGAGAAUUUUGUUCUAUUCUGAUACCUUUGCUACCUACUACUAAUAUAAAUUCAAUUUUUUUAACUCACACUCAAAAUCCAUUUCCUCCAUUCUUGAGCUUUCUUCCAAUUCCUUCCCUCACUACAUAUAGCUCUUACUCUUCAUCCUGCUCUAUCCUCUGUCCCACUGAAGCCUGAUGGCCUCCUACAAAUUCCAGUCCUCUCCUGAUCCACUCGUAGUCGGAACUCCUAUAGAGAGUAAUGAAGGGAUGUCUUCACAACCGGUUCUGAAUUGGCCAACGGCUACUAAUAAUCAACCUAAUAUUGAGACUGAUUAUCUUGAGUUCAGAAAAUCGAAGAAUGACUAUCUUGAGUUUUCAGGACAUUUUGAGAGUGGCACAGAUUCAUUUGCGAUAAGUAUCUGGACUUUCACAACCAAAGACAGGUUUGACAAUACUACAUUCCUACGAGUUCGGAACAAAGCAAGCAACUGUCUAACUCUAUAGUUCCCCAAUAACAGUAUCGGAGAGAUUGAAUUGUCUGUUUUUAGAACAGGUGGCAAAGGGAACAUCGGAUUUGGAGUGAACAGAGAUUCUGCUAUUUUGGAUGAUAGGUUUGAAGAGGAAGAAUGGCACAUGUUUGGCUUUGGAUGGAACCAGAUCACUGUCCAUUCAAUGAUAAGAGUAGAAGAAGAACCGACUCCAACCCUCGAUAGUUCGACCAUUACUAUUAAUCCAAGCGGAUGGAACCUGACCGAUACCAUGUUCCUAGGCUUCUUUAAUCUGGCACAGAGUGAAGGAGAUUUCCGAAUUUAUAGCAUGAAAGUUUAUUCAGAUCUUGCUCCAGUUCAAGACAAUGAUCUCUCUCUGGCCCCUCACAACGAAUUUUACAGAACAUGAGGAAACAAGAUCAAGCACUCAUCAGAAGGUUGAGAUGAUGGCAAUUGGAUAAACGGAGAUGGAUGAAGCGAUAAUUGAGAAUUGGAAGUAGGAUGGGUCUGAGAUGGCGCCAGUCCUACUGUUUGUGCUGAAAAAUGAGGAUGGAACUCUACCAGUGCACCUCUAGAUGAAACAACUGACUGAUAUGAUAAGAACAAUAUAGCAGGAGAUGGCUGAGGAGGAGACUGUAAAGUAGAAAGUGGCUAUAAGUGUCAAUGGAAUACAGGUAUUUCUCAGAGUGAAUGAACAGAUUUGUGUGGAGAUGGCAAGAUUGUGGGUACUCAGCCUUCCACCUACUGAGAUGACGGAAAUACAGCAGAUGGAGAUGGCUGAAGUAGUACUUGUACACAAGAGAUUGGCUUUAGUUGAUCUGGAGGGACUCUAACAACAACCACUGUUUGAAAUGAAGUGUGAGGAGAUGGAAUACAAACUACCUCUGAGGAAUGAGAUGACCAAAACACAGUGAAUUAUGAUGGAUGCAAUAUCGGUUGCAUUAUUGAAUCUGGCUAUACUUGUUACGGAGGAUCUCUAACAAGUAAAAGCACUUGUUACCUCGGUGAAUGAGGUGAUGGGAUAAGAAGUGGUCCUGAAAAUUGUGAUGAUGGAAAUAAAGUCAGUGGAGACGGCUGUAAUAACUCUUGAACUGUAGAGGCAGGAUUUAAUUGCAAUGGGGGAUCCUCUACAACAAUAGAUACUUGAAAAGAGGAGUGAGGUGAUAGCAAGAAGGUAGGGGUAGAAGCCUGAGAUGAUGGAAACACAGAUAAUAAUGAUGGCUGAAGCAGUACAUGACAAAUAGACAUUGGAUAUAUUUGAGCUGGAGGAUCUGAAACUAGUUCAGAUACUUGACACCCACAAUGUGGAGAUGAAAUUAAACUCUCUGUUGAGGCUUGUGACGACAAUAACACCUCUAGUGGUGAUGGAUGAGACUCAACCUGUACUAGCAUUGAGGAUGAUUAUCAAUGAACUGGAGGAUCACUAUCUCAACCAGACACAUGAACUCUUAUUUGAGGCAAUGGAAAGCUUCCUUCAAGUUUGGACCAGACUGAGCAUUGAGAUGAUGGAAAUACACAAAGUGGAGAUGGCUGAGACGAGAACUGCAAAGUUGAGUCAGGAUGGGAAUGAACUGGAGGCUCUCUUUCAUCUUCAAGUAAAUGAGACACAAAAUGAAGUGUUGAUGGUUGAAAAGAAUGAGAAUCGGAUUCAAAAUCAAAAUGACUAACAUGUAAAGAUGGAUACCAACUAGUUGAUAAUAAACAGUGAAGAUAUACUGUAGUUGCUGAAGAAGUCCAAACUCUUUCAAGUGGAUCUCAAGCUGCAGCAGGAGCUGGCUCUCUUAUUGCCACUCUGAUGUCUCUUCUAAAUUCAUCUUCACCCAUGGCGAUCUGGUCAAUGGCUAAUCAAAUGCAGCUUCUGAUGCUUCUGUUAUUGACUCAGACAUCUCUUCCAGCUGAUGUAGUCGGGUACAUUUCAGGCAACCAGAUGUUCUCAUUUAACAUGAAUUUUCUGCCAAUACAGAACAAUGUAGUGUCAAAGGUACCUCUGGACUGGCUCAAGCAAAACCAAACCAAUAUUGGACUAGGAGACAUGGGAAUGGAGUCAGGCAGUUCAUUCAACAACAAUUUCGGCAUCAUUUGAACACUGCUGAUGUUGAUAAUAUUCCACUGAUUGUGGAGCUUGUUACCGAGAACUAUCGAUGACGAUGAUCCUAGAGACUGCAAAGAGAAAACCCUCAAAUUUGUUGGGUGGGUCUGGAAGAUCCUAACAUUUGGAGUUUAUAUCAGACUGGUGUUGGAAGCAUAUCAGAAUAUUCUGCUGUCAAGUCUCAACGAAAUCAAGAACUUGGAGUCAUUAUCAAUUCAAACAAUAAUUUCUGCAUCAAUUACUCUUUUAUUCUUGUGAAUUACUUUGAUUAUAUUUUACUUGGCUAUCAAGCAAAUUAAUCUUGACAUUGAACCUAAGCAGCAUUCAAAAUCGAAAGAGUUUACUGCUGGACUCAAAGACUCAAAAGCUGCCAGAGUGUUCACAACUCUUCUGCUAUUAAGAAGACUUGUAUUCUGCACAUGGCUGAUCAUAUUCUCAUUUACUGGUUAUUAUUACUUGGUGCCUGGAAUGCUGCUGGCGCAGAUAUUAUACACUAUAUUUAUAAUCUUUGUAAGGCCAUUCAAAGAGAAUAUGAACAAUUUAAUUGAGUGACUCAAUGAAAUAUUCUUUGUGUUGAUAGUGGCAUACUUGAUGAAAUACAACACAAAGCAAGCAUGGACUUCAAUGGCAACCAGAUUCUAUGUCUACCUUCUCAUUCUAAACAACCUCUUAAUCUCUUUCAUCAUAUCAGCCAUCGGGAUUACCCAACUCUGCUACAAACUUUGCCACAAAAACAAACCACCAACCUCAACCAUCCCCCAAAUAAUCCCUCCUAAGAUAUCCCCAAUCCGCUUCGACUCCAGCAACAUCAUCGCAACAUCAGACAUCCACUUGAUAAAAUUCCCUACCAACACAAGUCCUUCAAUCAUUACCACAUCUCCUUCCCCUGCCUCGCUCAACAAGAAAAUGGCCCAAGCCAAAAUCAGACCUAUUCUUGAUUAA
Messenger RNA from Moneuplotes crassus, 3609 nucleotides. Lineage: Eukaryota; Ciliophora; Spirotrichea; Euplotida; Euplotidae. The record is from the annotation of a GenBank genome assembly.